UGUUUUGCCCAUCUCUAACGCUAAGCCUUAAGGAGUGAGCUGAAAAAACGCACGUUAACAUUAACUUAAAUUAAACUGAUAAAAUGGCACAAAAGUGUGCAUUGGAAGUGUUCUUAAAGAUAAUGUAAUCAAAUAAGCAUAAUCGCGCAACCGAAGACCGCGGGAAAUGCACAUGGUCAGCGAAUUCGCUGCAUCCAGUAUACAUAUGUGCAUAUAUGUACAUACACACACAGCCUCUACAUAAUGUGUAUUGUCCUUUUCCAAGUGCAACAAUAAAAGAAAACUCUGUGCCAAACGAAUAAAUACAUACUACCUGUGUACAUAUUGUAUCGUGAAAACCAAAACCAAUUGAAAUUUAACCCUCAAGGAACCGUUUGCUCCGACAAAUGCGCUGUACUCUGUUACGUAUUACAACAAUAUAAAGCUGUUUAUAGUAAACAAGUUAUAUACAAGUGAUAACGCAUAACCAUGUCCAACUACGAUUUUUUACUUUAUCUAACAGUGCAGCUUGUUCUGGUCUAUCGCCUGAGUAAUGGGGCCAUUCUAACCGAUGGUCAUCACAUUUAUUGCGAGCAAUAUGAUGAAAAGAAUUGCAAGGAUUGCAGCGUCUCCAUUGGGGAAUGUCAGGUGGAAGCGGACAAGUCCCCCAGCUGCUAUGCCCUCUGGAUGUUUAAUGAAACGACGGGCGUUACGACACUCAAAAUGAAAGGAUGCUUCUCUGAUAACCAUGAGUGCAAUCAAACGGAAUGCAUAACCAGUGCUGCACCCAGAAAGAAUUCUUUAUAUUAUUGUUGCUGCAAGGGUUCUCUAUGCAAUAAGAACCACAAAUACAUACCGACCACAACGGAGGCAACUACGCAAGUACCCAAAGAGAAAACGCAAGAUGAUAGCAAUUUAUUGUACAUUUAUAUUGGAUCUUCGAUAUUUGUGCUUCUCACGUUUAUAUUGAUAAUGGGUCUCUUCUUUUAUCGCCGUCGGAAGCAGGCUCAUUUCAAUGAAAUACCCACGCACGAGGCAGAAAUCACAAACACAUCGCCGCUGCUUAGUAACAGGCCCAUCCAAUUGCUGGAGCAAAAGGCCAGCGGACGUUUCGGUGAUGUCUGGCAAGCCAAGUUGCAUGGCCAGGAUGUUGCAGUGAAAAUCUUUCGAAUGCAGGAAAAAGAAUCCUGGACUACAGAGAAUGAGAUCUACAAAUUGCCACGCAUGCGACAUCCCAACAUUUUGGAGUUCUUGGGUGUGGAGAAGCAUCUGGAUAAGCCGGAAUAUUGGUUGAUUUCAACCUAUCAGCAUAAUGGUUCACUCUGCGAUUACCUCAAGUCCCAUACAAUAACCUGGCUGGAACUUUGUCGUAUCGCCGAGUCCAUGGCCAACGGAUUGGCUCAUUUGCAUGAAGAGAUACCGGGCACAAAGGCCGAUGGAUUGAAGCCUUCGAUAGCACAUAGAGAUUUCAAAUCCAAAAAUGUGCUUCUCAAGGGUGAUUUGACCGCCUGCAUAGCUGACUUUGGACUGGCCAUGAUCUUUCAGCCGGGCAAACCAUGUGGCGACACACAUGGUCAAGUGGGCACUCGUCGUUAUAUGGCACCGGAGGUACUUGAGGGUGCCAUUAACUUUAAUAGAGAUGCCUUUCUGCGCAUUGAUGUCUAUGCUUGUGGCCUAGUUCUGUGGGAGAUGGUUUCACGUUGCGAUGUGGUUGGUCCUGUAGGUGAAUUUCAGCUACCAUUCGAGGCGGAACUUGGUCAGCGUCCCACACUCGAUGAAGUACAGGAGAGCGUGGUGACGAAAAAACUGCGUCCACAUUUGCGCAGUUCUUGGCGUGCCCAUGAAGGAUUAAACAUAUUCUGCGACACCAUGGAGGAGUGCUGGGAUCACGAUGCCGAGGCCCGUCUUAGCUCAUCCUGUGUUAUGGAGCGUUUCUCUCAAAUGAACAAAUAUCCAACAACACAAUUGCUCAUUAAGAAUCAUACCAAUAUCGAUGAUGCCAAAGAGUCUACGAACUGUUUAUAGAAGCGGUAUUAAAUCACAGCCAAGGAGUAGUCGAAAGGAGGGGCUGUGAUUUGCUCAAUAAUACACCGUCAUCAGUUGGCUUUAAUGAGUCAAUAUUCUAUGGAUUGUAGGCAGCUUUUAACAUUUGAGAGUGUGAAAAGAAGAUGAUAUGCGCAGCUAUUCUCCUAUAAGAGACAAGUCGUGAUUAUCCGCAAUAGUUUUAUAUAUAAAGUUUUGAUUAUCUUUGGGGUUUUCAAUGGAGCCAAUAUAUUGAAUAUCCCAUAGAAUUGAUUGAUACAAUUAUAAGCUAAACAGAACAAAACGUUAGACGUUGCAGGAAGUGCUUGGCCAUGGGAGCCGCCCAAUUGUAUGAAUAUACAAAUAGAAUGUUUUAGUGUUUAACUCAUCUGACAUUUACUUCAUUGACUGAUAACCGUAUAUAUAUUAAUACUAAUUGAAGGAAUAUUUUUUGUUUUUCGCAUGUGUAUUUUAAUUUUGUCGUGUUUAUUUUGUUUAUUUCGUAACAAAAAUUUUUGCAAUUGUCACCUGUUGAAAUUAUUGUCAAGCCAGUCCUUUUCUUUUUUAUUUUUUCCUCCUUAAUUAUUUUGUUUUGUUCAUUUAUGCGUCAACGAAACGUCUCGAUAAUGCUAGUUACAUAUAUAUUAUAUAUAAAAAAAACAUAUAUAGUGAGCAGCUAAGUCUAAAGUAUAAUUAUAUUUUAAUUUGAUCAUUUAGUUUUAAUACUUUCAUUUGCCUCCCCCCGCACAAUUAUUUGUGUUUGUAUGUUGUAUAUGAAAUAAAUUACUUUUUACAUUUGA
Messenger RNA from Drosophila willistoni, 2801 nucleotides. RefSeq names its product activin receptor type-2A (gene put). Gene Ontology annotation, biological process: cellular response to growth factor stimulus; protein phosphorylation; activin receptor signaling pathway. Bases 469 to 2004 code for a protein of 511 amino acids. The transcript has 6 exons. Lineage: Eukaryota; Metazoa; Arthropoda; Insecta; Diptera; Drosophilidae. Gene Ontology annotation, cellular component: plasma membrane; activin receptor complex. The record is from RefSeq and is a predicted model, not a curated record. Gene Ontology annotation, molecular function: ATP binding; activin binding; activin receptor activity.